Molecule: messenger RNA, 1313 nt
Organism: Penicilliopsis zonata CBS 506.65
Lineage: Eukaryota; Fungi; Ascomycota; Eurotiomycetes; Eurotiales; Aspergillaceae
Exons: 3
Coding region: 295-1179 (294 amino acids)
Biological process (GO): vacuolar proton-transporting V-type ATPase complex assembly
Cellular component (GO): Vma12-Vma22 assembly complex; extrinsic component of endoplasmic reticulum membrane
Source: RefSeq, a predicted model, not a curated record
UCUAGACAGGCAAGCUAGCAAUUACUAGUAGCCCGGACCGACAGUGGCGCUGGAGAGGUUCGUGAAGCUAGAUUCGACAGCUCAUGAACGACCCCAAGGGAUGGAGUAGAAAAAUGUUAUAUAAACAGAUAGAAUGCAAAGCUAGAGAUCUCUGCGUUGUACAAGAAGCGCAGGGCGGGCAAAUCCUUUUUUUUCCCUUCCACGUUUGCCUCGGAGCCACGAUGACGGAGUUAUCGGCUGCGGCUCUGACCCUCCGCGGAGCUCGGCCUCAACUAACCAGUCGGGUCAACGUUGAUGACUGCGGACGGCGAUCUCGGUGCAAACAAGGGUUUGGAACUGGAGAUUUUACGCGUGGAAUCAUUGCUUGCAUUGAAGAAGACUGCAGUCCCCACGAUGGCGCAGAUUCCAACACCGCCUGCCUCCCGCUGUGCCUCCGAACCAGCAGACGGCUCACAAGAAGGCGGACGAAAACCAGUCGUUGCAGAAGUUACCUCUGGGGAAUUGUUAGAGUCUCUGGAUCAGGCCCUUGAGAGGUAUCUUGAGCUUCUCGAUCGACACCAGAAGCUUCAGGUGGAGCUGGGAAAGUGUCUGUCAUCGGGAUUUCUGUCUCUUGCUCAUGCGAAUUACUCGUCGCCCCCCGGCCGAAGAUAUGGGGUUGAUUACUACGAUGAUCGCAUGAAGGCCACUCGGAAAAUAUCGCUAGAGCCAACGGUGGUCACAUCGGACACGGAAACUUUCAUUGAAGAAAAUCGCCAACCCGAUACUCCCAGACAUGCGUUUACGAUAACGCAUGCCCCUCGAGAAGAUAAUCCUGCUACAGAGGACAAAGAAACCGGGCGAGGCGAUGGCGGAGAAAAGCCGAUGGAACCUCCAACACCUACUGAACAGCCAGGUGUGAACUCACACGAGGGAGAGCAACGGUCGGUUUCAACUAGCGGUUCGGAAACCGAGGCUGCAGCAUCUGUGAAACCCAAGCCUGCUAGAAAGGUGUUUCGCUCCUGGGACCCUAUCACAUGGUAUGGGAUCUUGGUUCCGCCGUCUCUACGCCACGCGCAGAAAUCUUUCACGGAAGCCGUGGAGGGUCCCGUGUCUGGGUUAGCGGGUACGGUCGUUGAAAUGAAAGAGGCCGAAGAGAAGAUUCUCGAACUGCGUAAGGCAAUCGAGCAAAGGAAUCAUUGAGGAUGAGUAGACAGCGUGUUGGUAUGUUUCUAUUUAUCCACAUCAAUACUCGUUCAAUAUAGAUGUAUGUACUCUCGUAUUGAUAAUGUAACGAGCUUCGUGAGUCUAUAUUGUGCAUAAGCUAUAGAUUUUCA